GUCUGCACCUUCAGUAAAAACAAACAAACACACCGCGGCUUCGUUACAGGGUACAGUUAAACGACGCGAACACCGACACUCUCCCCCCUCCCCUCCCCAAAACAGUCACCGUUUUCCUUCCUCGCUAUCUUCGCUGUUGACCUACGCAAAAGAACAGCGGAGCAGAGCUGCAGCACGUUCCCUUGUUUUUCCAACCAGCAAAGUAGACUCGUUAUCUCCUCAUUUCCUUUCGCACAAACACAGUAAACGAUGGCGCUUGUCUCUUCCAGCUUUGCGGAGCGCUACGCGGAGCUCACGUCGCGUGUGCCGACCUUAACGGAGAGCCUGCUCGAUGUGCAGCGAGGAGAGGUGUGCGAGCGGCGAGAGGUCGAGGCCCACGAGCAGGCCGGCUUCCAGGACGUGUUGCACGUCGCUGCCAUCAUGAUCUCGGACAAGAAGGCGCUCCGCCACCGGUCCGCCGCGUUAUCGGACGCCCAUGCCCUCACCGUGUACAAGCAGGAGACGGCGGUGUGGUUUCCGGCUGCCCCGCCGCGCAGCGUGAACUUUCGCGCCAACCGUCCUCUUCGCGCCUUUCCACACGCUGCCUUCAACGACAUGCUGGAUGAGGAGCGGGAGCUGCGGCAGUGGCUCUACGGAGUUGAGCGUCACCUCCGCCAGCACGUGGAGGAGGCGUGCAGCCGCUCGUGGCUUUACCUCAACAUGCUGGACGACACCGUCAGCAAAGAAAACCGUGGCCGGCAGCGUCUGAUGAAGGAGGCGGACGACUCGUUUGUCGAGCUGAAGCAGCGCUUUUUCCGCACCGUCCCGGCCGAUUACUUCCGUCACGUCAUCCGUGCGCGGUACGGCUCCAGCCUUCCGGCCCCACCGGCGGAGGACACUUCCAUCGAGGCACAGGAACAGCGGGCGCGGGCGGCGCUGUGCGACGAGGAAGUGGCGGCGUGCAAAGAUGUCUUUCAAUACUUCCAAAUUGCCUACGGUGUGCGUCUGUUUUCCCUCAACCAUCAAGAGGUGAUCGAACGGUACGAGUUGGAGGAGGCGGAGGCGAACACCCUCUUUCCGCUCAUUGCGGGUUUGUGUCGUGCCGAUUUUGGCGGCGCCUUCUACCAUGUCCCGGCGCUGGCGCUGCACAUCAGCUCGAACUGCCCCAGCCUGCGGGCCCUGUGCCUCGCACAGCUGCAGCCACCGUCGUCGAAGACAGACGCGACGGCUUCCAACUCCGAGCCUCCUUCAGUGUCCACCACACCUGCCGCUGCGGAGGCAACGGAGGUGGUGAAGGAGGUGGAGUAUACGCAGGAGAGCGCCGAGGACACGCAGGCGGUGCCUCCCAGCGCCGUGGAGAACAACGAAGACGAACUGGCGCCGGCGGCGGAGGAGACGCAUCCGGACGUUCCUGCGCAGGGCGACGAGGGCGAAGGCAACGCACGGGAGCCAGAGGAGGAGGAGGAGACACUCGCUGUGGACGAGGACGUACUGGUGGUGCCGGAUGCGACGGGUGCGACGGAUGAGCUGCCACCGGUGUUGUUUGUUGUGGAGGAGGAAGCACCACGUGCGGCGGCUGAGGAAGAACCGGCGGCGCCGUCGCUCUCGCACGACGGCUCGGAGCUAACGUGCUCUCCGCAGCCGCUGCCAAAGUCGGUUUUCAGCCGUGUGGAGGUCUUUCUCGGCGACCCGUUUGACGAAGAGCCAAACCGCAAAAAGAAACGAAAACAGUCGAAGAGGAACAAGACAUCACUCUGUGCGUGUGGGGCGAAGAGGUCCAAGUCAAGAGAGAAUGAUGAAUUGUAA
Molecule: messenger RNA, 1785 nt
Organism: Leptomonas pyrrhocoris
Lineage: Eukaryota; Euglenozoa; Kinetoplastea; Trypanosomatida; Trypanosomatidae
Exons: 1
Coding region: 250-1785 (511 amino acids)
Source: RefSeq, a predicted model, not a curated record